AUGUACAUGUAUGGCAUUGCGCCAUGUACGGGAGGUGUUGCUUUUGGAUAUGAUACCGGGUCUAUGAGCGGUAUUUUGACGAUGACUCAAUUUCUUUCUUACAUGAACUACCCCGGAAACUUUUUGCAGGGCGGAAUAACGGCAUCUAUCCAAGCUGGGUCAUUUGCAGGCUCACUUCUAACUGGUGCUUUUCUUGCGGAUCGACUCGGUCGUCGCAAAACUAUUCUAUUGGGCUCCUUGAUCUUCACAAUCGGCGUAGCUAUAUCGACUGCAGCAAACGGUGUUACCGCUCUUGUUGCCGGACGUGUUGUUAAUGGUUUGGGAAACGGCUGUUUAGCAAUGAUGGUACCCUUAUACCAAAGCGAGAUUGCACCUCCAAAAAUCCGUGGUCGCAUUGUUUCUCUUCAGCAAUGUUGUAUUAACUUUGGCAUUCUAAUUGCGUUUUGGAUUCAAUAUGGAUCGAGCUUUUUAGAUGGAGACAAAUCGUGGCGUUUGGCACUUGGACUUCAGAUGAUCCCCACCGUCACUUUGCACUUGACCAUGUAUUUCAUGCCAGAGUCCCCUCGGUGGCUUGCACAGCGCGAUGAACAUGAAAAGGCUUUACACUCAUUGGCCAGAUUACAUUCAGAUGGCGAUAUCAAUGAUCCUUUUGUGCAGGCCGAGCUGGCUGAGAUUGAGUCGAAAAUUCAAUGGGAGAGACAAAACCCACCCCCGACAUACAUUGAGAUGUUGGUUGGACGAGAUCGACGUCGCACCUGGCUAGGCAUUGGAGUGCAAUUCUGGCAACAGGUGACCGGUAUCAAUGUAAUCAUGUAUUAUGCAGUAUUCUUAUUUGAACAAGCUGGUAUCAGCUCAACUCGAGGCUCUCUACUCGCAAAUGGUAUCCAGGGAGCUGUAUUGAACGUCUUCACUUGGCCAAACAUGUACUGGAUGGAUACAUGGGGUCGUCGUACCCCCAUGGUCAUUGGAGGAGCUGGUAUGGGUACUGCUAUGAUGCUUAUUGGAGUAAUUAUGAAAACGAAAGGAAACCCGGUAUAUGAUCCUCUCACGAAGAAGACAAACUUUGAUUUCAGUAGCCAAACAGCGUCAAAUGCCACAAUCGCCUUUGUCUAUGUAUAUGUCAUGGUCUUCGCAUUGACAUGGGCCUGUGUAGCAUGGGUCUAUCCUCCAGAGUUGUUCACUACAGGCUCUCGAGGUCGUGGAACAUCUAUGACAUCCGCGACGAACUGGUUUGUGAAUUUUUGGUUUGCUCUUUACAUUCCAACAGCAAUGAAUGAGAUAUCAUGGAAGCUUUAUAUGAUCUUCAUGACUCUUUGCUUUGUGAUGGCCAUCGUCGUGUUUUUCUUAUAUCCGGAAACUGCCGGUAAAUCACUGGAAGAAGUCGACUUUUUAUUCUCUAAAGACAGGACAAUUUGGGUAUUCAAAGAUCGCCAGGCCCGCAAAGUUGGUGCCAUUUUUGAACGCGAUAUGGCGCACGGAGAAGCUCUUACCGACUUUGAUGGAAAAGGCAUUGGAACAACCCAUGUGGAUAAUGUGGAAUGA
Penicillium angulare is the source of this 1542-nucleotide messenger RNA. Its product is annotated as sugar porter family MFS transporter. The coding region runs from base 1 to 1542 and encodes 513 amino acids. The transcript is spliced from 11 exons. Gene Ontology annotation, cellular component: membrane. The record is from RefSeq and is a predicted model, not a curated record. NCBI's taxonomy places the organism in Eukaryota, Fungi, Ascomycota, Eurotiomycetes, Eurotiales, Aspergillaceae. Gene Ontology annotation, biological process: carbohydrate transport; transmembrane transport. Gene Ontology annotation, molecular function: carbohydrate:proton symporter activity.